AUGGUUGCUGGAAGGAAUGAUGAUGCGCUUGCGAUGACAUUGACCAUGUUGGUUGGUGCCAUUCUGCAAAUGAAUGUUGGUGAUCGGGAGCGUGAUGCUGAUGAGUUUUGUGCUUUGGGGAAGUUCCAGAGGAACAAUUCGUUAACUUUUGAAGGAGCUCAUGAACCUGAAAAAGCUCAAGAGUGGUUAAAGGCGAUUGAGAAAAUAUUUCGAGUUAUAAACUGUUCAGAUGCACAAAAGAGAUUUGAUGAGGAUGGCAUUGAAGUGACUUGGGCACUUUUCCGUGAUGCUUUUAUGGAGAAGUAUUUUCCAAAAGAUGUUCGUGGAAAGAAGGAAAUUGAAAUCCUUGAGUUGAAGAAAUGUAAUGGUACCGUAGCUGAGUAUGAUGUAAAGUUUGAGGAGUUGAUCAAAUUUUGUCCCCAUUACAAUACUGCUAAUGCUGAGAGAUCCAAGUGUCUUAAGUUUGUGAAUGGCUUGAGACCUGAUAUCAAGAAGGCAAUGGGUUACCAAAAAAUUACGAGAUUUUCUGAGUUGGUUAACAAAAGUAUGAUCUAUGAUGAGGAUAGCCAUGAGAGUGUUGCUCAUUACAAGUCCUUGCAUGAUAAGAAAGGAAAAGGGAAAUUGCAAGGUCACAAAUCUUUUGAUUGUAGAGUUGGUUCGAAUGUGACUUGCUACAAUUAUGGUGAGCAAGGGCGCAUUAGUACCAAGUUCAACAAGCCGAAGAAGGAGCAAGCCAAAGGGAAAGUGUUUGCAUUGUUCAGUGUUGAUACUUCUACUAAGGAGAUAUUGAUUCGAGGUACAUGCUUUAUUAAUAAUAUGCCUUUGAUUGCUAUUAUUGAUACCGGUGCGAUGCAUUCUUUUAUUUCUCUGGAUUAUGCUAAGAGAUUGAAUCUUGAAUUAUCUGUUAUGCGUGGAAGCAUGGAUAUUGAUACUCCGGCUAUGUGCUCAAUGACUACUUCAUCUGUUUGUUUGAAAUGUCCGUUGAAUAUUUGUGAUAAAUAUUUUAAAUUUGAUUUAGGGUGUCUUCCAUUGAGUCAACUUGAUGUUAUUUUGGGAAUGGACUGGUUGAGGGCCAACCAUGUCUAUAUCAAUUGUUUUCCGAAAGCUGUUCUUUUUCUUGAGCCAGAGAAGGAAGGUGAUUUACUCUUGUCUACUCAACAAGUGAAUGAAUCUGUACGAGAUGGUGUUGAAGUGUUUAUGUUGGUGGAAAGUUUAAAGCUUAGUGAAAAUGGAACAAUGGGUGAAUUUCCAGUUGUUUGUGAUUUUCCUGAAGUGUUUCCUGAUGAGGUUAGCGAUUUGCCGCCUGAACAUGAAGUUGAGUUCACGAUUGAUUUGAUUCCUGGUACUAGUCUGGUAUCGAUGGCUCCGUAUCAUAUGUCACCAUUUGAGUUGAAAGAGUUGAAGAGUCAACUAGAGGAUUUGCUUGAUAAGAGGUUUAUUCGUCUGAGUGUGUCACCGUGGGGUGCACCUGUCUUGUUAGUUAAGAAUGAAAUUCUGGUAUCAGAUACAAGAUGUCGAAGGUGA
Molecule: messenger RNA, 1524 nt
Organism: Lathyrus oleraceus (garden pea)
Lineage: Eukaryota; Viridiplantae; Streptophyta; Magnoliopsida; Fabales; Fabaceae
Exons: 3
Coding region: 1-1524 (507 amino acids)
Source: RefSeq, a predicted model, not a curated record